GUUAAGGAUUUUCCCCAUUAUCUACAAACAACUUCCUGGUAUAAUUAUUUUAAAUUUAUGUCAAAAAUGGCGACAGGUGGACCAGAGGUCGGCUAUGGACAAGAUGUGAAAGAGUACACAAACUGUUCAUGUUGUUUUAAAACCUAUGAAGACCCUUGGUAUCUACAGUGCGGACACACACUGAACAGGAAAUGUAUUCGCAGACAGAAACCUAUCGUAAAAUGUCCGAUGUGCGAGGAUUCUUUUCUGAUUGCUUCCAGUAGGCUGUUUAAAAAUCGAUUUGCAAAUGAUCUUGCAAUGCAGGUAACACGUAUGGAUAUCAUACAUCUUCUGCUGAACAACCGGAAAUGUUCUUUGCAUGAGGAAAAAAAUGCAGAAAGUUACUGUGAGAAAUGUCAUAUGAAAAUGUGUUUCGGUUGUAGCCAAUUUCAUGAUAGGAAUCCUAAAACUAAAAGGCAUGCAGUUUAUGAAGUCAACCAAAUGAUAGAAGAAAAGCAAGAUGACAUAGAUAUUAAUCCAGUGUCGAUGUGUGAGCACCAUGAUAAUGAAAUAAUAAACAACUGGUGUUUGGAUUGUAAAGUCCCAGCUUGUGAAGAAAAUUGUUCCCAACAUCAUUUAGAACCACUUUCGAGAUAUGCAACAGAUUCGAACACUAAAAUUCUUAAGUUAGAAACAAGUAUCAAAAACCAGUUAUCAACGGUAGAGCAGCAAUUUCAGGAUGUGAAAAAAAUACAGAAAACCAUACAGACAAAAGGAGAAUACCAGGGAUCAGUAGCUGCAAAACUGGAUUGGGCAAAGCAAAAGUGCAAACAGGUUAUCAGACGAUCCACGUGUUUACUUCUCGAGGUAACUUUGUUAUUGAAAAGGGGAAACGAGUUCCAUAAGUGUUACUCUCUGCCGUUCUUAUCACUCCAAAUCCAAAGAAUUCAAGAGUCGACUAAAAGUAUCGAGAGCAGCAGUCAGACUGACAGCGCUAGGUCAUCUGCAUCGACCAACAGCGAUUACAGUUUGUCCGGCUCAUCAUACGUCCAGUUCAAUCCAAGAUUGUCACGGUCGUUAAACGUCCUAUCUGACAGAGCAACAUAUAUCAAUGUGAACAGGAAUAGUAGUAUGGAAGCAUUGUAUGUGAAUGAGCAAAGAUACGCAGAUAUCAGUCAAAUAGAAUCAAUCAUCAGAGUGUCUUCCCAGUCUCUGAGUAGAAGUACAAAGCUUAGUGAUGAAAUUCAAGAACGGAUCAACUUCUUUGACACAGGAGCAAGAAUUACAGGUAUGGUAUAUGUUAAUGACACUAUCGUUGUUGCCAGUCACUCGGCCGGAUUUUGAACGGGCUAUGACAUACAUGGAAAAAUCCAGUGGGAUAUCACGGAGCGAUUAAACGGACCCUUCGAUGUAGCAGCACAUAAAACGGAUGAUGGCAAGCAAUUCCUUUAUAUCACCGACCCGGGAAGACGAACUGCAACGUCAGAGGGAACAAUUCACGUCUUCAAGCUGAGAAAAAAUCAUCGAUACAGUUUUGAGAAAAAAUUUACGAAAGACUGUUUUCAACCACGUGGUAUUUGCGUCGCUUCCUCACGAGUGUACGUCUGUGAACCGGAAAAAAACGAAAUAAUUGAGUACAACAUCAACAAAAGUGGCACAGGAAGGGUUCUUCAUCGAUACGGCAAAGGCGAUUUUUUACUGAGACAACCAAUAUAUGUAUCAGUGGAGACAGAUGAUAGAAUAAGACUUUUGAUAUCUGACGCUGAGUUAGGGUUAAAGAGAGUAUUACUAAGGGAGCGUGAAAACAAUACAAGUGGGUGGAAAAGUCCCAAGGAUAAGAGUUUUACACCGUCGAAGUGUUGUGUGAAUAAACGCAGCGUUGUUGUUGGAGAUUCCACUGGUCAAAAACUACAUUUCGUAAACUUUCAGACUCGAAAUCUGAGUCACCAAGAAUAUGAAAUCGAAGAUAUCUUUCAUAGUCCUGUUGCUAUUGCGGUUUGCAGAGAUCAGAGGCGUCUCAUCAUGGCCUGCAAAGAUGGUUUAGUUGUCGUUUACCGGACUGUAGAUCUCGUUGAAAUGGAGGAAAUGAAAUCGGUUGUAGACAAUGAGGAUCCAGUUUAUGCCAAUUCAAAAACCCUUUUCAAAUAAAAUCUUUAAGAUUUAAAAACACUGUAAUUUCUCUGUCAGAUUUUCUGAAUUAAUAUACGGAGUUUAUUCAUGGUUAAUAAAACUAGAGACUA
This is a messenger RNA of Ostrea edulis (European flat oyster), 2219 nucleotides long. Its product is annotated as E3 ubiquitin-protein ligase TRIM71-like. Gene Ontology annotation, molecular function: zinc ion binding. The transcript is spliced from 5 exons. Bases 58 to 1323 code for a protein of 421 amino acids. The record is from RefSeq and is a predicted model, not a curated record. Lineage: Eukaryota; Metazoa; Mollusca; Bivalvia; Ostreida; Ostreidae.